Dermacentor silvarum is the source of this 6737-nucleotide messenger RNA. Its product is annotated as zinc finger protein 236-like. The transcript has 21 exons. The record is from RefSeq and is a predicted model, not a curated record. NCBI's taxonomy places the organism in Eukaryota, Metazoa, Arthropoda, Arachnida, Ixodida, Ixodidae. Gene Ontology annotation, cellular component: nucleus. The coding region runs from base 244 to 5496 and encodes 1750 amino acids. Gene Ontology annotation, biological process: regulation of transcription by RNA polymerase II. Gene Ontology annotation, molecular function: DNA-binding transcription factor activity, RNA polymerase II-specific; RNA polymerase II cis-regulatory region sequence-specific DNA binding.
ACGUUGUUCACGCAAAUAUGGCGUAUCGCGAGUGGGCGCUGUCGCGUCGCGAGAUGGCUGUAUACUUCGCUCUGAAUUGAAAUUUACAUAGCGUUAGAUGUCAUCAUUUUGCACGUUCUACAGUAAUCUGGAGUGUUACUUCACAUGCGACUUUUCAUUUCCUACCAGGAGUUUUUUUGAUGGUAUGACGAACGAAUAAAACGACGUUUGCGGGCUAUUCGUGCGAACAGUAGCAUUACAAAUAUGCCAUGGAGCUGCAGCCACAGCGCAUCAGAAGCAUCCACUGCAAAUGUGGGCAGAGCACUUUGGACAGUUCACGGUUUCUUCAAAUGCUGCACAUUAUGCCAAGAUGAUGGAAGGUGGGAGGGCCAGUCCAGUCUGAAGUCUCCAGUGGAACUUCCUCCGCCCAAAAUGAAUCGAAGUUACAUGCAACAUGGUGCGAUGGAGAUUCAAGAUGUGCGCAGCCUUACAGAGAAUGGCAUCUUGGCAGAUGCCUCUGCACUUCUCACAGAGGCAUCUUCUGGGGAGUCUGCGGUGGCUGCCUUGCCCGUGGUCAACUUGAGCAUUCCUUUUCUCAGCGGCACACAAAGCAUCAUGAUUGGGACCACCCAGGAUGGUUCAGGAGCAUUUGUAGUGGAUGCUUCUCAGCUUUCCCUGCUUACCUCCAGUGGUGUCUUUGCAGACGGUGUCCUCCAACUUUCUGUCCAGGGCAAUGAUGACACAGAGCAACUGGUAGUGCUCCAACCACAAGAAAUGGCUAGCCUGGAAAGCAGUGGCACAGCACCUCUAAUGGAGUUGAGCACAAACGUGCCUGCAGGCAUGCCACUGAUUACACUGCCUGAAGCUGACACUGCUAAAAAAUUGCCACUUGCAGUCCAGAAAGUAGAUGACAUUGGGCCUCCUGUUGGCAAGGGCCCAUUCAAGUGCAGCGUCUGCAGCACGGAGUUCCCAAAGUGGAGCCAGCUACAGCGGCAUGAGCGAGCACACGCUGAAGACAAACCUUUCAAGUGCUCACGGUGUGAAGCAUCCUUCAACCAGGAGUUGAACCUUCGGUUGCACAUGGCCACUCAUCCAGGUCCGGGACAGCCAUCCUGCCCAGAGUGUGGCAAAUCGUUUGCACGCCUGGCCAGCCUCAAGGCACACCUGAUGCUGCACCAGAAGGAGGAGAACCUGAUAUGUGCUGAGUGUGGCGACGAGUUUAGUACACAGGCACGCCUUGACCGCCAUGCCCAGGAGCACAAGGAUGAGCUUUCUAAAGUCAAGUACUACUUCUGCCGCCAGUGCCCCCAAAGGUUCUGCAAGCAGCCACUUCUUAAGGAGCACAUGAAAAUGCACUACAAAAUUAAGGCAUCCCUCUCUCAUCGAACAUACAAGAAAAAUAUUGAUCGCUCAUCAUUUUCUCAUAAAUGUACAACAUGCAAGAAGCAGUUUCAGAAGCCCAGUCAGCUGUUGAGGCACAUCCGGAUACACACAGGAGAGCGACCCUUUGAGUGCAAGAUUUGCCACAAGACCUUCAAUCAGAAAGGAGCUCUCCAAAUUCACUUGAGUAAACACAGUGGGUUGAGACCACACCGCUGUGAGUUCUGCUCAGCUGCUUUCUCUCAAAGGGGCAACCUGCGUGCCCACAUCCAGAGGGUUCAUUCAGCGCCACCCAGUGACCAGAACACACCCAUGUUCAGGUGUCAAGAGUGCGCAUGCACUUUUCGGCGGCUGGGCAGCCUGAAUGCACACAUGAGCCGAGUGCAUUCCGGCCAGAUGAGCCUGUCAACCAACUUAUCGAAGAAGGAAGCAUUGGAGUCACUGUCCAAGAGUCUGCACCAGCAGACUUCAGUUGUCGUGGACACCCACCAUGAUGACUUGGAUGAAAGAGACCUGUUGAAUCGGAGCAAUGCGGACCUCUUACAACAAGUGCUUGUCAACAGCGGGCUCACUCACAGCCCUUCCACAAACAAUGCUGAGGCAAAGAAAACACCAUCACCAUUACCGCUGCCACCACCUCCUCCACCGCCACCACUACCCCCGCCACCGCUACAAGAAGUACCAUCUGUCACAAAGGACAGUUUAUUGCCACCUCCUUCGAAUCCAAUUGAGACAGCAGUAGAAAAGGUGGCUUCUACAACUGAGCGUGCAAUGGUGAUGUCUGUUGCUGACACUGCAACAGGCCAAAUCAAGAUGCACAUCUAUAGGAUGGUGGGAAAUGUGCGCUGGCACCAGUGCAUGUAUUGCUCCAAGGAGUUCAAAAAACCAAGUGAUCUUGUGCGGCAUAUCCGGAUACACACUCAAGAAAAGCCCUACAAGUGUAAUAACUGCUUUCGUGCCUUCGCUGUCAAGAGCACCCUGACGGCACACAUUCGGGCCACCCAUCUGGGUGUCAAGCAAUUUCAGUGCCCCACCUGCCAGCACCUGUUCUCUACAAGGGGCUCCCUGAAAGUCCACAUGCGAAUUCACACAGGGGACAAACCAUACACAUGUGGAAUUUGCAACAAGAGCUUCAGCUCAUCUGGGCGCUGCAAGAUGCACGUGGCCUCUCAUUGUCGAGAUGGAGAGAAUUCAAGUUUUUCUGCAAACCUUCAUGGUGGCACAGGGGUCCUUUCAGAGGAUCUUUCAUCAUUCAUUCCCAUUCAAGAGCCCAUCUUCAUCUCUCAACCCAAUGGUGAGGCAGCCCUUGAUGACGGAGAUCUCAAGAGACCACCAGCUAUUCAGGAACGACCCUACAAGUGCAGCAUUUGCCCACUGGGGUUCAAGAAGUCCAGCCACCUGAAGCAGCACAUCCGCUCACACACAGGCGAAAAGCCCUUCCAAUGCAAUGAAUGCCAACGGAAUUUUGUCUCUAAUGGUGUUCUCAAAGCUCAUGUAAAGACUCACACAGGCAUCAGGGAGCACAAGUGUAAUAUUUGUGAUGCAACAUUUACUACUAAUGGUUCCUUGAAGCGACACAUGUGCACUCACACAAGUGCCAGGCCAUUUAUGUGCCCAUACUGCCAAAAGACCUUCAAGACCUCAGUGAGCUGCAAGAAGCAUAUGAAAAUUCACCGUGGAGAGCUGAUCCUGCAGAGGAGUGGUUCACAGACCCAAGGGGAACAAGUGGAUGGCACAGCAGCUGCUGUUCUCUCUGACUCGCUUGUGGAGGCCUUGGUGCCUGUUAACCCUGAUGUCGUUAUGGGCCAGAACCACAGCGACCUGGAUGCAGCAGUCCCUGUUGUGGAGGAGCUCGUACAGGGCAGUUCAGUUGAACCAGGCGAUCCUGGUGGCUUUGUUGCACAAGAGGUUUUAGUGCAGGACAACUUGCAGCAGUUACAAGGGACCUUGUUUGGUGGCCAGAAUGACCAAGUGGACCUUGGACAGGCAACACAGGUGUUCUCACAAAAUGGCUUUUUCUCACAAACGUUGCCACAGCUUACAUUGCAAGGCGAUGCCUUGGAUGUGGGCACUCUGGCUAACAGUUUUGUGACGUCAUCACUUGGAACACCAACUGAGCUUGCUUCGGGCACACCUGAAAAUGAUGAGCUGGUUGGUGAGCUCCCAGUAGCCCAUGAUGAUGCUAAUCCGACCUUAUCACAAGAGUCAACACUGCAGCAGGCAGCACAGGAUGCUCUGCGUGGCACAGAAGUGGAUGCAGGAGAUGAUGACAAGCCUUUUGUGUGCACAGUCUGUGACAAGCGAUUCAAGCGAUCUACGUACCUCAAGUCUCACAUGCGGUGCCACUUUGCACGCAUGGCCUCCCAGAAGAAUUACGUCUGCCAGCAAUGCGGUGCAUGCUUCACCACAGCUUUCUCUCUGAAACGACAUGCUGUUAGUCACACGCAGGAGUUGCACUGUGACAGUUAUGUCUGCGCAGUUUGCUCCCUUGCUGUACAAACUGCUGCACAGCUUCGACGACAUGCAUGUCAGCAUCAUGUGGCUGACAAAGAAAAGGCAGCUGAAGACUUACCGGCUGAGAGCGCAGAGCCAGCUGUGGCUGUUGAUGAAUCUCAAAGGGUGUCAAGACGUCUGGCAGAGAAAGUGAAUGCUUCUAGCACACAACGUAAAUUUGUCAAAUUUACAGAGGAGCAGUCAAGAGAGUUGGCACAGAAGGAUCCUAAAGAAUCUACUUUAUCUGUUUCGGAAAGAGCCCUGAUUGCUACUGCUGCUGAAAAAGACCGGGAGACGCGAGAGUGGGAAAAGCCACCUGUUGCUGAGCACCCCAACCGAUGUGACAUGUGCCCCAAGAGUUUUCGGAAGCCAAGUGACUUGGCACGGCACAUACGCAUCCACACUGGUGAGCGACCUUUCUCAUGCGAGAUAUGCCAAAAGUCCUUCACGGUCAAGUCCACUCUCGACACACACCGUCGCACCCACCGAGGCGAACGCAACUAUCCCUGCCAUAUCUGCUCUUCCUUCUUCUCCACCAUGGGCAGCCUCAAAGUGCACAUGCGGCUGCAUACAGGGUCUCGUCCUUUCAAGUGCCCCCACUGCGACCUUCGAUUUCGGACAUCUGGUCAUCGCAAAAGCCACAUUCUGACACAUUUCAAGAGUGGAGGCGUGCGGCGCCGCAGUCGUCUGCAGCCACGAGAAGAGAAGGCUCCACAGGUGGCCAUCCUGGAAGAGCCCACUGAUGCAGAGGGAAUCAUGGAGGAGAUCCAGCUGCAGCUAGCUCCAGGAAUCCAGAUUACAGGCCUCAACCCUUCUACACAAACAGUGCAGAUUGAUGCUACCUUCCUGCAGCAUUUGCAGCAACUGCAGCAACAGGGCAACAUCAACAUCUCCAUAACUCCAUCAGCAGACUCCAGUGGUGCAGAUGUGGAGCAGCAACUAGAUGCUGCAUCAUUCCUUAUUCAGCAGGACGGUUCUGGUGGUGGCUCAAUAGUACUUGACCAGUCACUGCCCCUGGUUGCAUCAGAGGGCAAAAAUGGAGCAGUGACGUUUACAGUGGUGGAGCCCACUGGCCCAAACCAAGAGCCUGCAGUACAGGUGGCUGCUGCUGAGCUGGGCCUCGAUGAGCUGGCUGCAGCUGAAGGCAGUCUCAUGGAAAGCGCGGUCAUAGACGCAGCUGACCUGGUGGUACCUGCAGCCAUUACAGAGGCUGCUGUGGAGAAACAUAGGAAAACGGUGGAUGAUGGUGAUGGAGCACGGGUUCAUGUGUGUGAUCAGUGUGGAAAAUCCUACAAAAGGGCCAGCCAUCUCAAAGAACACCUUGAAUCGCACAAAAGCAAGGAGGAUAAAGGGAAGAAAGCUCCAUACCAAUGUCAAGAAUGCCCUAAGGCAUUUGCAAAGCCUAGCCAGCUAAAAAGACAUGAGCGAAUUCACACGGGUGAGCGACCUUUCCAAUGCAACUUGUGUAACAAAUCGUUUAAUCAGAACAAUGCCCUGCUUGUGCAUCUCAUCAAGCACACUGGUGAGAAACCUUUCAAAUGUGAUGCAUGUGGGAGUCAGUUUACUCAGAAGUGCAACCUUAUGGUACAUAUCAGAAGGGUACACAAAGCGGACGAGGCUACUUCCAAAGAGCCAGAAACCUGAUGUGUGACGUAUGGUUGCCAAUUCUCUUUGCAUGAAUGUGCUAACAAAGUGAAAUUAUUUAUUUUGAAUGUGAAAAGUGCUGGUAGCAUAUUUAAUUGUUAAGCACCUGCUGUUUCUUUCUUGAUAAGUUUAUUGAUGUUUUGUUUUGUUUUGUCAGAGUCAUUUGAUGUAACACUGCGGAAGCUAGCCACGUAAAAUUAUACAACUGUUUCUUGUUAUUUACGAGCUUUACAGCAUAGCCUUUUCACUGUGCACCAACUCUGCAGUGCCUAUCAGCACAUCAUUAAAAAUCCAUUGUUGUCUUCCCCUCUCAGGCACCCACACAGUGCAGUAUUUCUCUUUUUUCUUUCUUUACCUUCUCUCUAUCUUGCAUGAGGAAAAAUUUGCAUGAGGUAGCGGAUGAGUUAGGGUGGAAGUAUAUUUCCCUAUUGCAUAGAACAAUCUUACAUUGCCUUUAUGAGCAUGUAACAACCACCAAACAUUCUAGCCGUAUUUAGUAUAUAUAUAAAGUGGAAUAAGUAAGUUGGAUGACAUUAAGAGAAAAAAAAUGGAGCUGGGCAGGCCAUGUAAUGCAUAGGAUGGAUAAGCGGUGGACCAUUAGGGUUACAGACUGGAUACCAAGAGAAGGGAAGGGCAGUCGAGGACGGCGGAAAACUAGGUGGGGUGAUCAAGUUAAGAAAUUUGCCGGUGUAAGUUGGAAUCAGCUAGCGCAUGACAGGGGUAAUUGGAGAUCGCAGGGAGAGGCCUUCGUCCUGCAGUGGACAUAAAUAUAGGCUGAUGAUGAUGAAUAUGAAGUAAGUUGGAACUAUACUCCAUCACACCAACACUGUGCAGUGCAAUGCAGGAAAGCUAUGACUGGUGUCAGCCAAUCUGGAAUAAAAGCGAACUGAUUUUUUCAAAGAAGGGAGGAAGACUUGCCCACUUUGUGCUACUGACUCUUCUGUGACCAUUCCACUUAACCGACGUUGUGCAGGAGAUUAGUGGAUCACAGUGGAGAUGCCCCUUUUCUGGUUCCCUUUUAUUGCGAUAGCAAUUAUAUGGACACUCCAAGCGGAUUUCUGUUGUCGCCGUGAGGUUCCGUAUGAAGUCCAACGGUGAUGAAACAGUCGCCCUGUGCUGUAAGCGGUAUGUGCGAGUGAAACCGCAUGAGGGACGCGCACUCUCACAGGGAGCGAAUGCACGGCAGAGAGCAAACGCGACUUCUUCCGUCGCGCGAAAGGCCGUGGGAGGGAGGGAGGGGA